CGCCCCGCGCCUGCGCACUGUGCGUCCGGCCGGCGGGCUGCGACCUCCUCUCCCCGAGCGAGGUUCAGGCUCCCGCAGCCCCUUCUCCGGCCACGUCCUCGCAAGUCUUCGCACGUCCCCGGGGCCCUGUCACUCGGUGCCCGCGCGGGGACUGAGGUCGGAGGGAGCGGCCGCAGGUGGACCCGGAGACCGGAGGCCGGAGGCACUGAUCUUGGCUCUGCAGUUUCGAACUCGCCCGCUUCAGAGUCGCGCCCGGCUGGUUGGCGGCGCGGAAUGGCGCCUGGCCUGCUGUUGCAGGGACCUCGGCUCGGUUGUCCCGGCCUGACCGAGCAGCGGUCAGAACUCACCUCUCCUUUGUCUCUAGCCUGUAGCUCAGCCCCUUUCCAGGAGCCCGGCUGCUGAUCGCUGGUACCCAGUCCAAACCCACCCCCUCCUCCAGUUUGUCUUCCUGGGAAUCAGGUUCUGAAACCUGUUGCAGAUUCUCCCACCCACGCUUUCUAGAUCUUUGACAGUGGCUUUUUAACUCCUCUUACCCCCGCCUGAGCGUCUGCUAGUCCUGGGGGAAGGGGAGUUUCAAAGUUGUAAUACAAAAUAGAUUUGUUAGUACUCAGAGAGGAGGAGGAAUUACCUCCUUUCGGAAGAUUAAUAAAAACUUAGAGGAGAGGGCAUAGUUACUUGUAUUGAACCUUUAAAGGUCAGAAGACAGACCAGUGGCUAUUGAAGGGGGAGUUGGAGGUUCUCCGACAAAGUUGACUGAUAUCUUGAGAGAUAAUCAGUGAGAGAACUGGACCUGACACAGUGCAAAGGGAAGGCGGAUGGAGUUGCUGACUGCAGUCCUAAACAAAGCAUCUGUGAUUUCUCAUCUACUGGGCAGCCACUGGCAGGCGCCAUUCAGUUGACACCUGGGACUUGCUGCGUAUCACCUGUCUAGCACUAUUGCCUCACAGAGAUGUGGUAUGGUGUGUUCCUGUGGGCACUGGUGUCCUCCCUCUUCUUUCAUGUCCCUGCUGGAUUAUUGGCCCUCUUCACCCUCAGACAUCACAAAUAUGGUAGGUUCAUGUCUGUAAGCAUCCUGUUGAUGGGCAUCGUGGGACCAAUUACUGCUGGAAUCUUGACAAGUGCAGCAAUUGCUGGAGUUUACCGAGCAGCAGGGAAGGAGAUGAUACCAUUUGAAGCCUUGACUUUGGGCACUGGACAGACAUUCUGUGUAGUGGUGGUCUCCUUUUUACGGAUUUUAGCUACUCUAUAGCACACACCCUUAUGCUGUGAUAUCCAACCCACAUUUUCUAGAAUCCUCAGAAUACAUGAUGGAGGGUAGUGUUUUUUAUUUCUUCAAGUGGAAGCAACUUGGUUCAACAGGAAUGUGAAGAACAUUUCAGAUCUUUCUUCAGUUUGAAGCUCAGCAGUUGAAGAUCUUUUUGAACUAUCAUUCUCAACCAAAACAAGUUUCUUGGCCUUCUUUUUUGUAGAUUAAGUUUUACACACAUACCUUUACCUAAGACAGGCCAGCUGUGCCUUUGGGUUGGCCUCCCUUACACUGGAAUAUCCCUUACUAAAUUUGGUGAGAAAAUACAUAUUUCGUGAAUGUUGUAUAUUUCACAGAAACUGGGCAAUAUAGGUGUAUUUCACAUGAACAGUAUGCUGCAUUAAAAUCUUAGUUAAUCUAAUCUUGAUUAAAAUUUGGCAAACUCUUCUUUCACUGUAUCUUCAUGACAGUAAAGCCAACUAAGUUUUGGCUGAGUAUAGCUUUGAUAGCAAAUUUGGUGAAAUAUAGUAGGAAAUAAAUUGAAGUAUAACUUAAGUAGUGGCUUUGGUUCCACUGUUAAAAUAGAUAACUGGUGAGAAUGUGACAUUUUAUGUAUUAUUAUCUUGACCUGAUUUUUUAAUAUUUUGAGAGAUGUGAGUUGGGUUUUUUUAUUUGAUCAAAAGAAGCUAGCUAAUUGACUUUGACUUUUUUUUUUUUUUUUUUUU
Molecule: messenger RNA, 1971 nt
Organism: Sciurus carolinensis (gray squirrel)
Lineage: Eukaryota; Metazoa; Chordata; Mammalia; Rodentia; Sciuridae
Gene: Tmem170a
Product: transmembrane protein 170A
Exons: 3
Coding region: 950-1249 (99 amino acids)
Biological process (GO): endoplasmic reticulum tubular network organization
Cellular component (GO): endoplasmic reticulum membrane
Source: RefSeq, a predicted model, not a curated record